UAUUCAGCUGUGAAGAAAAACAAAAACCAUUUUCUUGACAUUUUGAAAGUGAGAUCAUGUUUGCCAAGAGUCCACGCAUACGCCGAAACGUACUGCUCUCCAAGCAGGGCGAGGAUUCACCCCGCUCCGUGAAGGGCUCGCCCAGACUUCCAUACAACAAGGCGCUCCUUGGGGCCCAAAUAAAGAAACGACGCGCCCAGGUCAACAGUAAGCUGCUGGGCGCGGACAACAAGGAAAAUGUGCAGCUGCUGAAGUUGCCGAGGGCUAUCAUGCUGACGCCUUCGUCGUCGGACAACUCGCUGAGCGCCAGUGUGUCCACAUCUGGCGUGCCUGUCUACAAGGUGCAGCCCAAGCCGGAGAGACUGAGGGAGGAGAAUAUCGAGCCGACGACAAAGCCGCAGUCCAAGACGGAAGCACUGCCUCCAUAUCUGACGCUGAAGCGACAACAGACGGCGGCCAUGCUGAACUAUCGAGCACGCAAGUCCGUGUCCCAGAUGGACUUCAAGGAGGCCCGGCGCACCGGAAACUAUCAACUGGUGGCCCAUGUGCCCAGCUCGAACGCUCUUGUGCCGGCUCAACCUGACCAGCAGCAGCAGACGGGUCAGCUUACUAUCAAGAACGAGCACCUGACCCAACUGCUGCUGCAGGGCACCUCGCAGCUAGGCAGCACUCGCUUCGUGAUCAACGGGGACCAGGACUUGCGCGUCGCCAGCCUGCGCAUCUUCAACACCAUCAUGCUGCGCUCCUGGCGGCGCAGGCGGCAGGAAGUGCGGCACCUGACCGAGCAGGUCGAGGACUUCAAGCGCAAUUUUGUCAAGAGCCGCAACCAGCUGCACGUGUACAACACGCUGUUCGCUGUGGAGAAGCGCCGCAACGAGACGCUGAACGACCAGCUGAAGCAAUCCUACAUGGAGAGCGCUAAGACAAAGUUGUCCUACAACGAACUGACCUUGCUGCUCAGCCAGACCAACGAGGAGAAGCAGCAGAUGGCCAAGGACAACGCCUUCAAGGCGCAGGAGAUCGAAAACCUGCAAGAGAUGCUGCAGGCGACCAAGAAGGAGCUCUUCCAGGCCAACACACUGCAGCGGGAGCAGCUGGAGCAGCUAGCGCGCGUUCAGAUCGAGUGCCAGGGAGCCAAGUUCGACAUCGAGGAGCUGACCAGCCAGCUGCAAUCGCUGCGACUCGAGCUGACCCAGAAGCAGGAGUAUGUGGAGAAGCUGCGCGAUGACAUUGCCCUCGUUGCGGAGCAGCUGAGGCUGUCCAACUCGAGCCUCGUCGAGUACAAGUGCAAAACAGAGCUGCAUAUCAGCAAAUUGAUGAAGCACACUGAUGAGCUCGAGAAAGAUAUCAAGGAGAAGGAGGAGCAAAUUCAGACCCUGCAGAACUGCCUCGCCGCCACAGUGGGUCACCGCAUUCGCCAGUGCUUCGCCCAGAGCCAGGCCUACCAGCAGGCCACCUUUCGGCUGAUGCACCUCGUCGCCUACUGCAUGCUGCCCGGCACGCCACCCCCUGCUCUGCCCAUGGCUUCCAUUCCGGGUGCUGUCAAGAAGCUGCGCGGCCUCUUCCCGGGCGGCUCGAAUGGGUCACACAAGCUCAAUGCAAACCAAAAGUAG
Messenger RNA from Drosophila navojoa, 1613 nucleotides. RefSeq lists its product as uncharacterized. The record is from RefSeq and is a predicted model, not a curated record. NCBI's taxonomy places the organism in Eukaryota, Metazoa, Arthropoda, Insecta, Diptera, Drosophilidae.